Ornithorhynchus anatinus (platypus) is the source of this 1581-nucleotide messenger RNA. RefSeq names its product tRNA methyltransferase 9B (putative) (gene TRMT9B). The record is from RefSeq and is a predicted model, not a curated record. NCBI's taxonomy places the organism in Eukaryota, Metazoa, Chordata, Mammalia, Monotremata, Ornithorhynchidae. Gene Ontology annotation, biological process: tRNA wobble uridine modification. The coding region runs from base 179 to 1384 and encodes 401 amino acids. The transcript has 6 exons. Gene Ontology annotation, cellular component: cytoplasm; nucleus. Gene Ontology annotation, molecular function: S-adenosylmethionine-dependent methyltransferase activity; tRNA binding.
CUGCUGCUGCUGCUGCGUGUGCGGUGCAGGUGUUGCGGCGGAGGCCACGGGGUCCGGGCACGAUGCGGCGGGGAGCCCCCCGCGGGAGCAGAGCUGCGGCUCGAAGGAAUUCCCGAAGCCUUGAUGGCGUCUGGAGCACGGGAGGCUUGUGGAAGUGAAGCAGCUCCAUUUGCACAGGAUGGAAGAUGAAGCGUCGCGGCUGGAGCGGCGACACGUCCACCAGGUGUACGAGAGCACGGCCCCGUACUUCAGCGGCCUGCAGAGCCGAGCCUGGCCCCGCGUCCGCCAGUUCCUCCUCGAGCAGGAGCCCGGCAGCCUCGUUGCUGACAUAGGGUGUGGGACGGGAAAGUACCUCAGUGUCAACAGCGAGGUGUACACGCUGGGCUGUGACUACUGUCGGCCCAUGGUGGAGGUGGCCCGGAAGAAAGGAUGUGAAGUCACGGUAUGUGACAACCUUAAUCUCCCCUUUAGGGAUCAGGGCUUCGAUGCCGUCAUCUCCGUAGGAGUGAUCCACCAUUUCUGCACGGAGCGCCGGCGGGUCCGCGCGGUGGAGGAGAUGUCGCGGGUGCUGGCUCCCGGCGGCCGCGUCCUCAUCUACGCCUGGGCCAUGGAGCAGAAGAACCGCCGCUUCCAGAAGCAGGACGUGUUCGUGCCCUGGAACCGGGCCCUCUGCUCGCGCCUCCUCCUGGCCGCCGGGCCGCCGGGGGCCCGGGGCCUCCCCCCGGGACGGUCUGGAGCCCCUCCCCCGGCCGACCGCCCCCGGUCGCCCGCCGGUCGCCGGCCGGGGCCGGAGUGGAGGCGCUCCCGGAGCCUGGACGGCUACCCGUCCGGAGGCUGCUGCGGGCGAGGCCCCGACGCCGGCGCCGGGGGCGGCUUCUACAGCUCGCUGGGGCGCUCGUUCCGGGCCUGGCUUCUGCCCCGGGCCUCGGCGGAGGAGGAGGAGGAAGAGCCGUCACCCCAGAGCGACGGCCAGCAGGAGCAGGGGGUCACCGGGGCCACCGUCCUCACCCAGCCCGCGGGCCGCCGACCCGGCCCCCGGGGGCCGCUCUCCGUCCGGCCCGACGACGACGACGACGUGUUCGCGCCGAGUCCGGGGGAGCCCCGCCUGUGCGGCCGGGGCCGGCGGCGGGACUGGUCCUCGGCCGCCGACGCCCCCGACUCCGGCCCGGACCCCUCGGGGCCGCCCCGCGAGCAGCCGCUGGACGCGCCGGCCGCCGGGGCCUUCAUGCGCUAUUACCACGUGUUCCGGGAAGGGGAGCUCCGCCGUCUCCUGGAGGAGAACGUGGCCGACCUGAGGGUGCUCAGCUCCGGCCACGACCACGGCAACUGGUGCGUGGUCGCCGAGAAGCGGCGGGACGGUCCGGCCGGUCGGCCCCGGUCCUGAACGGGCGGACGCCGACCGGGCCUCCGUGUCCCCCGCCCCGGCCUGGACGUUCUCCGGGACCCAACGCGCAGGGCACCGUCGCCGCGGGCCACUGUGGGAAGUCUUUCCCCGUCCGGCGUUUGGAUUUAAAUGGCAUCUGCUAAUCGCUUACUACGCGCCGGGCGCCGUACUGAGUCCUGCGGUAGAUAUAAGAUCAU